Mobula hypostoma (lesser devil ray) is the source of this 1999-nucleotide messenger RNA. RefSeq names its product butyrophilin subfamily 3 member A1-like. NCBI's taxonomy places the organism in Eukaryota, Metazoa, Chordata, Chondrichthyes, Myliobatiformes, Myliobatidae. Gene Ontology annotation, molecular function: ubiquitin protein ligase activity; protein binding. Gene Ontology annotation, cellular component: cytoplasm. The record is from RefSeq and is a predicted model, not a curated record. Gene Ontology annotation, biological process: protein ubiquitination. The coding region runs from base 216 to 1526 and encodes 436 amino acids. The transcript has 8 exons.
UUCAGAUUCACCUAUUUAUCACAUAUACAUCUGUAAUGAAAGAUUUAAAUGUGUUUCCUUCCUUGAGUAUAUGUUAAUAUGUGUAUUACAAAUAAGACAAAAUGGAGUUAGCCUGGGAUGUGAGAAUAUGUUGUGAAAGUACAAAGGAACCAGUUCACAGCCAUGUUCCAAGAGCUUUUUUCAGUGACUUCUAAAGGAUUUUGAAGGACAACGGGAUGAUCAACAGCGUCAGCUCAGCUGAAAACUCAAACCUCUCUCUCUCUCUCUCUCUCACCAUCGUUACUCAAUUCCAUACCACGAACUCAACUGAACUUUACUCAUCACGCCCCCUCUCCCUCCCCACAACCCCUCUCACUCUCCCCACAACCCCUCUCCCCCUCCCAGCUUGUCAGCCCCUCGACUCUUCUGCUAAGAUGAGAGGGAUUCACUGCACUCUGCUGUUACUGAACGGGAUUGUCAUCUCACUCCAGGGUGAUUUUAUCCUACUUGUACCUGAUGAACCCUUUGUAGCAAUUGCAGGUGAAGAUGUUGUACUGGAAUGUCAGCUGUUCCCACCAACCUCUGCCAGCAACAUGACAGUGCAGUGGCUGAAAUCAGGUCUCAGCUCACCCAUCCACGUGUACAGACAUGGACAAGAUGAUCCCCUCGCUAAACACCAGGAUUACAGAGGAAGGACAGAACUGUUUAAAGGUGAAAUUUUCAAAGGAAACAUUUCCCUCAGAAUAAAGAACAUAAGGCCAGACGAUGAAGGGCGAUAUACAUGUUCAGUUGAAGACGGAACUGACUUCAAACAAUCUGCAGUUGAACUGCACGUUCAAAACGAUCUCUUUCCUGCUGUUCCUGAAUGGGUCCCGCCACUGGUCAUCACCAUUUGUGUUGUAAUUGCUGCUCACUGCACUGUGAUUUAUUGGAAUGUGAAACAAAACAGACGCAUAAAAGAGUGGAAGAGGAUACAAGGCCAUGAAGAGUGGAAGAGGAUACGUGGCCACGAAGUCUCUGUCACCCUGGAUGUGGAAACGGCGCAUCCGUGGCUCGAGGUGUCUGAGGAUCGGAAGAGUGUGAGACGGACCGGGACCCGGAGGGAUCUCCCCGACACCGGGAAGAGGUUCACAUACUUCGCUUGUGUGCUGGGAUCGGAGGGGUUCACAUCGGGGAGACAUUACUGGGAGGUGGAGGUGACGGGGAAUCGGUGGUGGAGGCUGGGAAUCGCCGCAGAGUCUGUGGAGAGGAAGAGAGGGGUCACACGGAGUCCGGAGACCGGAUUCUGGAUCAUCAGACGGCAUGAUGACGGGAUGUGGGUUUACACCUCCCCUGAGUCCCGUCUCCCUGCCGGUCCCAUCCCCGGGAGGGUGGGAGUUUAUCUCAGUUACGAUUCCGGGACAGUUUCAUUUUACAACGCAGAGACCAAGUCCCAUCUCCACACCUUCACUGGGAAUAAAUUCACGGAGAAACUUUAUCCUUACUUCGGGAUUGGAUAUGAAAACGAGUGGCUGAGAAUCUGCUCUGGAUCCGCUCCGGGUCUGUAAACGGGUCGGGUCCGGGACCGGCGUCAGGAUAAGUCAGUGUAAAUAUAAAUGUGCGGACAGUGAAAUAAACACGAUGUGAGAAUUAUCGAUCCAUUAAUUUUAACUCGUUCACCGCAUCCGUUAACGGAACAGAAACACCGCGGAUUCAGCAGCAGCCCCGGGCGGCGGGUCCUGAGCUCCCCGGCUCCCCCGGGUGCUAAAGUCCACCGGGACUGACCGGGUAACUGGGACAAGUGGUGGGGGUGCUGACUGGAAAAGGGAGGUCAGGGUGAAUCUUCGGGGACGGGACAGGGACCGGUGGCAACACGCAAAGUGCCAAAGAAUCGGUACAGAAAGGUGGAAGGAAGGGGGAGUAAAAGCUGACAGCUGAUCCGGAUGAGGGAGGGGUGGAGUGUGGAAAUGUGUCAGAAGCUGGGAGGGGAGAGGUGGUGGAGACAAAGAUGAUGGAAUCUGGUCGGAGAGGAAAGUGGAGA